AACGACAGUGAUCGACACCUGACGAAAUGCGUCUGUCAAGCAUUCUCCUUACUCUGCCCCUAGCAGCGGCGACAAUUCAGGAUAUCAUCCAAGCCCGGGAUGACGAGAAUGCUGGAGAUGCCCCGUCCCUGGUGGUCAAAAGGUUCAUUGUUGAGGCAGAACCAGGUACCCCCUUGGCCGACCUGUCACGGAAAAUUGAGGCGAACGGUAUCAAGGUUUUGAAAACCUUUGACACGGAUGUCUUUGCUGGGCUCAGUGUCGAGACUGAACACGACAAUGUGGACACUCUUCAGGAAGUCACCGAAGUAGCACGAGCUUGGCCUGUCAACAGGUUCAAAUUAGCAGCUGUCGAUGUAUCUACCUUAAGCCACAAUGCAAUGGCCGGGAAUUGGUCUGUUCACCAGGCCACUGGAGUAGACAAGCUUCAUGAGGCGGGGUUAUUUGGCAAAGGGGUCAAGAUUGGCGUUAUCGACUCAGGAAUCGAUUACAAUCAUACAGCACUCGGUGGAGGAAUUGGGCCUGGGUUCAAGGUCAUCGGCGGAUACGACUUGGUUGGCCAGAAUUACAACGGCAAGAAUACCAAGGUGCCUGAUGAUGACCCAAUGGACACAAUCGGUCACGGUACUCAUGUUGCUGGCAUUAUUGCUGCCAAAAGCGAGCAUAACGUCGGUGUUGCGCCAGAGGCGACGCUGCUGGCAUUCAAGGUUUUCGGAGCUGUGGACGGAACUGAUGAGGACUCACUGGUUGAUGCAACACUCAUGGCGUAUGAGGCUGGUGUCGACAUCAUUACAGCAAGUGUGGCUCGCGCAGCGGGCUUUUCCGACGGUCCAUGGGCCUCAAUCUGCUCGAGAAUUGUUGACAAGGGCGUUGUCGUUACCGUUGCAGCCGGAAACGACGGAGAAGACGGACCUUUUUAUGCGAGCAGCGGCUCCUCUGGAAACAACUCCGACUAUGUACAGCUGGGCUACAUCCCAUCUGUCAACCGUCCUCUAUGGAACAUCACCGGUCUGCCGCUCGUCGCCAUCACUCUCGAUGCAUCAGUAGCGGAUGACGCUUGCAAACUUCCAGCCGAUACACGAGACCUUUCCGGUUCUGUUGUCCUCGUUCGGAAAGGCACUUGCAAUCUGUACGACAAACAAGACAAUCUGGAAAGGUUUGGUGCUCGGUGGAUCCUCCUCUACAACAACGACGACAGACCGUUCUCGACAGUCAUGACCUCUACCCGCAAGUCUCAGAUGGUCAUGAUUGACGCAAAGACCGGUGCUACUAUCAUCGACGCCAUGAAGGCUGGGGCUAGUGUGACGGUCGACUUCACUGUGCCUAGAGAUGACUCUUGGCGUGUAAGCUUCAAUGAUGUUGCUAGAGGCAUCCCUUCCUACACCACGAGCUGGGGCGCCACCAACGAACUACAAAUCAAGCCAGAUGUUGCCGGGCCCGGCGGCAAGAUUUGGAGCACUGCGCCCGGAGUGGCUGCGCUGUAUAUCAGCAAGUUUGGGGGCCGUUCUGUUCAUGGAUCUGGAUUCGCCAAGCAGCUCGGAGACCGCAUCAUUGCCAGCGGUACUUCAGUUCCCUGGCAGAUUUUCGAAGCGGUCGGCUUGCCCAAAGACUUUGGCUUCCUGGCUCCUGUUGCUCAGGUUGGGUCCGGCUUUAUCAACGCCACGAAGGUCUUGGAGUAUCAGACAACUCUGACGUUCGAAAGGUUCAACCUCAACGACACAAAUAACUUUGAGCGAUACCACAAGGUGGACAUCACGAACAAAGGUGACAAGGAUGUCACCUACACCUUCCGACUUGAGCCGGCCGGUGGCUUUAAUGCCCAAGGACGUACUCCCGGGCUCCUUGGCGAUAUCCUCGACACGCGCCCCAGUAGCAUGGUUCCGCGUGUGACCUUUCCAAGUGGAACCUUCCGCGUGCGGGCGGGCGAGACGAAAACAGCCCAGUUCAACUUCAUGUACCCCGAGGUCGCAGAUCCGUCGCUGUUGCCAAUUUACAGUGGCAAAGUCAUCAUCGAGGGAAGCAAUGGCGAGAGUCUCGGCAUACCAUAUCUCGGUGCGGCUUUCGACCUCAAAAAGAGCCUCAGGCGUAAUCUGUUCCCCGCAUCGUACCCCUUCGCCUUCAACACAAGCAGGGCAGCUCAGGAUUUCCCGAAAGUCUAUGCCCAAUUCCGAUGGGGAGUGAAGGAGCUUCGCUGGGACAUCUAUGAGACGAACUACCAGGAAAAGAACUGGAAGUAUCCUCCUGUCGUGGGCCAGAACGGCUACGUCGGCUCUGCCACAUUCUCUCCCUAUGCUUCUUCCUUUGGCAAUUUCGACCCCGCCACGAUGGACAAGAACCGUGUCCUUCCUUUCCCGGUAGGUGACAUUGAACGCACCACGUCCUGGGAUGAAGUCACGGAACGGUUCUGGUGGCUAGGCAAACUGGCCAACGGCACAGAUAUUGCGCCUGGCAACUAUACAAUGAGGUUCGCAGCUCGUCUUCCGUUCAGCAACCCUGAACAUUCCGACAACUGGCAUAUCUGGGACACGCCCAAGAUCCAGGGCGCGGAUUAG
Verticillium dahliae VdLs.17 is the source of this 2549-nucleotide messenger RNA. Its product is annotated as serin endopeptidase. The transcript is spliced from 15 exons. The record is from RefSeq and is a predicted model, not a curated record. Gene Ontology annotation, molecular function: serine-type endopeptidase activity; tripeptidyl-peptidase activity. Gene Ontology annotation, cellular component: membrane; cell wall; cytosol. Gene Ontology annotation, biological process: proteolysis. NCBI's taxonomy places the organism in Eukaryota, Fungi, Ascomycota, Sordariomycetes, Glomerellales, Plectosphaerellaceae. Bases 27 to 2549 code for a protein of 840 amino acids.